CGCAGCCACUGAACAAAAACAUAAACGUCAAAAUCGUCAUUUUCAUUAAAUUUCGCAAAAAGUGGUGUAAACGCUUCGAAAUUCAACAAAAAAAAAGUCCGUAGUAGUUUUUCGUUUCUUUUUUUACGUUUUUAAUAUAGUUAAUUAUAAAGUUAAGAAGAUCAUCAACCAGAUAAAUGGCUGCUGGAACAACACUUCAAAAAGCUAUCGAUUUGGUGACUAAAGCUACAGAGGAGGAUCGCAAUAAGAACUAUGCUGAAGCAUUACGCCUUUAUGAGCAUGGAGUGGAAUACUUUUUGCAUGCAAUCAAAUAUGAAGCUCAAGGAGAGAAGGCAAAGGAAUCGAUUCGGGCUAAAUGUCUUCAGUACUUAGAUCGUGCCGAGAAACUAAAGGAAUACCUUAAGAAGGGCAAAAAGCCCGUUAAGGAAGGUUUAUCUGCUUCAAAGGAAGACAAGGAUAAAAAGAGUGAUAGUGAUUCAGAUGGCGAAGAUCCGGAGAAAAAGAAGUUACAAAGCAAGUUGGAAGGUGCCAUUGUCAUUGAAAAACCCCAAGUCAAAUGGUCAGAUGUUGCCGGUCUGGAAGCAGCCAAAGAAGCUCUCAAGGAAGCUGUAAUUUUGCCCAUUAAAUUUCCACAUUUAUUCACUGGUAAAAGAAUACCAUGGAAAGGUAUCUUGCUCUUCGGUCCACCUGGUACUGGUAAAUCAUAUUUGGCUAAAGCUGUUGCCACCGAAGCAAAUAAUUCGACAUUCUUUUCGGUGUCGAGUUCUGAUUUAAUGUCAAAAUGGCUUGGUGAAUCUGAAAAGUUGGUCAAGAAUCUAUUCGAAUUAGCCCGCCAGCAUAAGCCAAGCAUUAUAUUUAUCGAUGAAGUUGAUUCAAUGUGUUCGGCACGUUCGGACAAUGAGAACGACAGUGUGAGGAGAAUUAAAACAGAAUUUUUGGUUCAAAUGCAAGGUGUUGGUAAUGAUACAGAUGGAAUUUUAGUUCUUGGAGCUACCAAUAUUCCUUGGGUAUUAGACUCAGCUAUUCGGAGGCGUUUUGAGAAGCGUAUUUACAUUCCGCUGCCAGAGGAUCAUGCUCGAUUGGUUAUGUUUAAAAUUCAUUUGGGUAAUACGACACAUGUGCUCACAGAAGAUGAUUUAAAAGUUCUUGCCAGCAAGACUGAUGGAUACUCAGGAGCGGAUAUAUCAAUUGUGGUUCGUGAUGCUCUAAUGGAACCUGUCCGAAAAGUUCAACAAGCUACUCAUUUUAAGAGGGUUAGAGGCCCAUCACCUCUUGAUAAAAAUCUUAUUGUUGACGAUUUGCUAACACCUUGCUCACCAGGUGAUCAAGGAGCAUUCGAAAUGGCAUGGAUGGAUGUCGAAAGUGAUAAAUUAUUUGAACCUCCCGUCACAAUGCGUGACAUGUUAAAAUCACUAUCUCGUACCAAACCAACCGUCAACGAAGAUGAUCUUAAGAAAUUAGAAAAGUUCACAGAAGACUUCGGUCAAGAAGGAUAGUUGGUUUUUCUCGUUUUGUUUGUUUAAUUAAAAAAAAAACAGUCCCUCUUAUUGACAACAAUUGUUAUCCAUAUAAAAAUAUCAAGAACAAAACAAAAAAAACUUUAUCGAAUUCAAAACAUUAAAAUUGUUACAAGAACUUUUUACAAUUAUACUUUGUCCACAUUUUAAUUUUGUCUUUUUUUUUCUUUUGUAUUCAAUUUUUAAAAAAUGUAGGUUUUUUUGUAUGAUAUCCACAUUAUAUGCCGAACCAUGCAAAGAUUUUUUUUUUAUUUUUUUAAGUUAAACAAGAAAGAAGAUAGCAUUGAUUUUUUUAAAAUUAAAUUGCAGCCUGUUUGUGAGCUUCAAAAUGAAAAACUUAUGUUAAAUUUAUGUAUUAAAUAACAAAAAGAAAAAUCACUUAAUUUUAAUAUAAAAAUAUAAUACAUUUAUCUAUUUUCGAAUUUA
Eupeodes corollae is the source of this 1943-nucleotide messenger RNA. RefSeq names its product vacuolar protein sorting-associated protein 4 (gene Vps4). Gene Ontology annotation, molecular function: ATP binding; ATP hydrolysis activity. Lineage: Eukaryota; Metazoa; Arthropoda; Insecta; Diptera; Syrphidae. Bases 177 to 1496 code for a protein of 439 amino acids. The transcript is spliced from 7 exons. Gene Ontology annotation, biological process: vacuole organization; endosomal transport. The record is from RefSeq and is a predicted model, not a curated record.